This is a messenger RNA of Daucus carota subsp. sativus, 696 nucleotides long. Its product is annotated as B3 domain-containing protein At2g33720. Bases 1 to 696 code for a protein of 231 amino acids. Gene Ontology annotation, molecular function: DNA binding. The record is from RefSeq and is a predicted model, not a curated record. Lineage: Eukaryota; Viridiplantae; Streptophyta; Magnoliopsida; Apiales; Apiaceae. The transcript has a single exon.
AUGAACAUGAAGAUUGAUACGAUGAAGAGUCCCAACGAGAUUCCAGAAGAAUCAAGAAAGAGGAGGCUGGAAGAUCUUGAUGCGGGCAGCUUAAGGUUAAGUACUCCAUCUUGUUACACUAAUUGUGAUGCUGCUGUUUUCGAGAAACCCGAGAACAGUACUUUUGAUUCUGCACUCAACAUAAGAAUCGCUAAGAACAUUAGCGGUUUUCGUUCUUACACUCAUGAAGAAGAGGCCAGAGAGAGAUUUCUCGGAGUGUCGACGAAACUAAAACUUUGGAUCGAUGGAAGUGAGGGCAAUGAUCCAUGGAAAAUCAAGAAAACGCUGAAGCAUAGUGAUUGUGAUCGUCUCUACAGACUCACGCUAUGCAAAGAUAUGGUGCAGAAUCAUAUCAUCAAGGUCUGGGAAGAAGCUGGGAAAGUGGAUGAGAUUGAGAAAGUAGUGAGUGAUGAAGGAGUUGCGGUUAAAGUUUGGGAUUACGAAAGAGAGAGAGAGUAUGAAUUGAAGUUGAAGAAACAGAGUUCCAGCAAGAGUUAUGUAGUUAGUGGAGCAUGGAGAAAAGAGUUUGUGAAAGAGAGGAGACUGAAGAAGGGGGAUAUCAUUGGGCUUUAUUGGAGCACAUCCAAGUCCAGAUUCGUCUUUUCUGUUCUUGCUCGUGCUCCUCCUGUUGCUGUUUCUGAAAGAGGUGGUGAAUAA